AUGGCUCCCGAUCUCGAAUCCAACCCAUCUCUACCCAAAGAGGCAAAUACACAACUACCAACACCAAUGCAGCACAAUGACACUCCUAAAUCACAACAACCAUCAAUCAAUGAAAAACCCACUCUAACAAAAGGCUAUGACCUCCCCUUCUGGCACAAAUCCAUCAUCCUCUUCAUCGUCUCAUGGAUGACCCUCGCGGUGACCUUCAACAGCACCUCGCUGCUCCCCGCCACCCCCGAAAUCGCAACCCGCUUCAACACCACCGAGGAAAUCCUCAAUGUCAUCAACGCCGGUGUACUCUUGGCCAUGGGCUUCUCCUCGCUCAUUUGGGGUCCCAUGAGUCGGUUAGUCGGCCGUCGCAUCUCGUAUAACAUCGCUGUUUUGGUGCUGUGCGGCUGCUCGGCGGGUACGGCCGCCGCCAUCAAUUUACAGAUGUUUACGGCAUUCCGUGUUUUGGGCGGCUUGACGGGCACGUCGUUUAUGGUGAUGGGGCAGACCAUUUUGGCGGAUAUUUAUGAGCCUGUUGUUAGAGGAACGGCCGUGGGAUUCUUCAUGGUAGGGACUGUUGCGGGCCCGGCUAUUGGUCCCUGCUUCGGCGGCAUCAUCGUCACCUUCGCCAGUUGGCGCAUCAUCUUCUGGGUGCAAGUCGCCAUGACAGGUUUCGGCCUGAUCCUAUCCUUGAUCUUCGUGCCGGAGAUACCCUCAGCAGAUGCAAAGACCAUCACCACCACCACUACUACUACAACUACCACUCCAACCACGAAAGAGACUAUGCUCCGCAUCCUCCGCGCUUUCAACCCCGUCCACAUCAUCCGUCUCUUCGUCUACCCUAAUAUCUUCCUUGCCGAUCUAACCUGCGGCUUCCUCUCCACCUUCCAAUACGCCAUCCUCACCUCCGCCCGCUCCAUCUUCAACCCGCGCUUCCACCUCACCACCGCCCUCGUCUCGGGGCUCUUCUACCUCGCUCCCGGCGCGGGAUUCCUCGUGGGUAGUGUUCUCGGCGGACGGCUCUCUGACCGUACCGUGCGGAAGUACAUCAUUAAACGUGAUGGCGUUCGUCUUCCCCAAGAUAGACUUAACUCUGGUCUCGGGACCUUAUUCUUCGUCCUCCCUGCCGCGGCACUCGUCUAUGGCUGGACUCUCCAGGAAGAGAAAGGCGGCAUGGUGGUCCCUAUCAUUGCGGCGUUCUUUGGUGGCGUCGGGCUUAUGGGCACGUUUAAUGGGUUGAAUACGUAUGCUGCUGAAGCACUCCCCCAUCGACGAUCCGAAGCAAUCAGUGGGAAAUACAUCAUCCAGUAUUUGUUUUCCGCGGGGAGUAGUGCUGCUGUGGAGCCGUUGAUUGGGGCUAUUGGGGUGGGGUGGACGUUUACUAUUUGUGUGUUUUUGUCGCUUAUUGGAGGCGUUUUGGUGGUGAUUAUCACCCGCAAGGGGUUGGAUAUGCAGCGGUGGGUGGAGAGGAGGUGGGGGGAGGCUUAA
Messenger RNA from Aspergillus welwitschiae, 1476 nucleotides. RefSeq names its product putative MFS transporter. Gene Ontology annotation, molecular function: transmembrane transporter activity. The coding region runs from base 1 to 1476 and encodes 491 amino acids. The record is from RefSeq and is a predicted model, not a curated record. Gene Ontology annotation, biological process: transmembrane transport. The transcript is spliced from 6 exons. NCBI's taxonomy places the organism in Eukaryota, Fungi, Ascomycota, Eurotiomycetes, Eurotiales, Aspergillaceae.